CUUUAUUUGGUAAAACGUUCUCAAAACCGUUGUGUCCUAAUGGCAGUUUGAACAGACAAAAGUAAGCUGAGGACUAGGUCAGCUGAAGCCUACUGCCAAGCCAAAAGGCAAAUUUUAUUUCUAAGGGAAGAUAUAAAAUAAGUGAGACUGGAGCCUCCAAAUCCCAAUCGACCUCCCAUCCAGCUGAUGGACAUUUGGGAGGUUCACUUGGAUGAAAGUACAGAUCGCAAAUUCUACAUUAAUACGGUCACAAAAGAGAAGACCUGGAAACCGCCAAGGCUCUUUGUGGGCAUGCGAGACAUAAAGGUUGGACCAACACCACAACCAAAACCAAAUGCCCAGCCAACAUCCACCACCGAGCAUAUUUCCUCAUCCCAAGCUAGUCCUUCUGCAGUACAGCGGAGAGUGAAAAGUGCAGCCGCUAACUGUGAUCGUCUCAGCCAGACAAAGUCAAUGGUUCUCACUGACUCCAGCCCACUCAAAUUACCGGGACCCCGCCAUAGACGAAACCACUCUCAGCACAAUCUUACAGAAAUUACUGGGAUGGUGGAUCAGUCUUGUUUACCACCAAUGGAGAAAAAUGGAUUCCUCAAUAAGGCAAAGAUUACAGAGGGUGGCAAAAAAGUGAGGAAAAACUGGACUACUUCUUGGGUUUGUCUCGAGGGAAACAAAAUUGAAUUCUACAAAGAGCGCAAGCAACAAACUUUAGCCAGUUUGAAAACAGGCUGUAAGCCGGAGAACGUGGACCUGUGCGGUGCUCAGAUUGACUGGGCAAAAGACAAAUCCAGCAGAAAAAAUGUGCUUCAGCUCACCACCAUCUCAGGGAAUGAAUUUCUUCUACAUUCAGAUGAUGAUAGUAUACAUGACUGGUACCAGGCUAUCAGACAUGUGAUUGAUAAAUUGAAGGGAACCUCCACAACAGCAUUCAGUAUCUGGAAAAGCUCAAGCAGUGAAGAGCUGAGUAGAAAUGAGGGUGACAGCAACAGCAAAUCAAACACAAAAGAAGCAAAGCCUGAACACAGAAAAUCAAUAAUACUGCGACUGAACCAUAGCUCAUCAGACACCAAUGAGAAGAAAAGAGUUAAGAGCAGACUAAAAAAAUUCAUAUCAAGGCGACCUUCACUGAAAACUUUACAAGAAAAAGGACUGAUUAAAGAUCAAGUAUUCGGCUGCCACUUGGCUACUCUGUGCAAGCGCGAAGGAACCACCGUUCCAAAAUUUGUGAAGCUUUGCAUUGAAGCUGUGGAAAAAAGAGGUUUGGAUGCUGAUGGCAUUUACAGAGUGAGCGGCAAUCUGGCUACAAUACAGAAAUUACGAUUUGUAGUGGACCAUGAAGAGAAGCUGAAUUUGGAUGACAGCCAGUGGGAGGACAUCCACGUCGUCACCGGAGCACUAAAGAUGUUUUUCAGAGAGCUGCCUGAGCCACUUUUUCCAUACAGUUUUUUUGAUCAAUUUGUAGAUGCCAUAAAAUAUCACAAUUACAGUCAACGUGUUCAGUGUGUGAAGGAAUUGGUGAAAAAGCUUCCUAAACCUAACCAUGAUACCUUGGGAGUUCUCGUUAAACACUUACAAAAGAUUAUAGCGAAAGCACUGGUGAAUCUCAUGUCAUCGCAGAGUUUAGGCAUCGUAUUUGGACCAACUCUUAUGUGGCCUGAAAAUGAAAGCUCGAACAUGGCAGUGUUCAUGACAUACCAGAACCAGAUAAUUGAUCUGAUCCUCACAGAGCAUACUGAGAUCUUCGACCCGUAGGGAAAAUGAAGAUGCCUCUUGUUUAGUGGGAUAAUAGUGUACUCCAAGGACUUGUGUUUGCUGAAUUUUUGUAUAAGACAGUGUGUGGUUCUGCUGCUUGUUUAUUUUUUGUAUCCUCCCUCAAUGUGUUUUCAUUUGUAUUAACCUAUAUAGUUGAUAUUUACCUGAGGCUAGGUUUUUUUUUAGUCCACUAUACAAUCACUGAUUGAUCACUACUUAAGUCAUUCUCAAAUCAACGGACAGCUGACAACUGAAUUUGAAAUUGCUUCCCUCAAUCAAAAUCCAACUGGGACAAAACAGCCUCCAUUUUCAUGGAGUUACUGAAAUCUACUGAUUUUUAUUGUAUCUAUUGGUCAGCCAGAAUGUAGUCAGAAUCAUAGCUGCAUGGUUAAUUAACAAAACAAGAUGAAAAUACAACAAAACUCUGCAUCCUAAUAAUCAAAAAAAAGUUUAAAGUCAUUUUAGCAAAAGUCAGGUGAAAAACUCACAUUAAUUAUAUUAGCAAAAUUAUGGUUAUUUAGAAGAAUCAAACUUAAAUUAUAAAGUCAUUUUAGGUUUUCAUCUCCAAGCUGUUCACUGUUAAUACCGACUGAGGCAUUUGCUAAAAUUGGCACUAUUCCUUUUUAGAAACACAUUGGUCUCUCAGCAAGUUCUUGUUUUUGAUUGUUCGGGACAUCUAAAACAUAAAAGAGCUGCCCAUUGAAUUGGUAUUUGGUUCUAAAUUGUUACAACAUAUCCAAAACUCUGCAGCUUUUAUGCAAGCAUGCACCACGAUCCACUCACUCAUCACCCCUGUCCUCACUGGUCUGUAUUGGCUCCUGGUAUCCACAAAACCUGUAGUAUAAAAUCUCAAUCUAUUUCAAAUGUACUUUAUUGAAUGUAAGACCAGAAUGCAACUUGCCAAACUCCCAUUUUAAAAGAACGAGUGAGCCACCAUUCAGACAAGCAAUUUUCUCAUCCAUCUCUCUCCCAGUCUGUUCAGCAGAAAGAUUGGGAAGUGUACUUCAAGCAAUGAUUGUAGGAGUGUGGAACACUCUCCCAUGAGCUAUAAUUUUAAAUCAAAGGUCAAUAGAAUUUAGCUACCAAUGAGUGUAAACUCAUAUGGAGUUUAGGGCAGAAUAGAAUCUAUAGCAACCAUGAAAGAUGGAACAAACUUGAGGGACUGAAUAACCUUAAUUCUAUUCUUAAGACUCCGACUCCCCAUGGCUACAGAACACCUUGCCUUAGUUGUUGAUCUCACAUCAUCCCAAAUCUAGCCACUGCGAUCUCGCUGGCCACUUCCUCAUUGACACACCUGUCUUAACUGUGGCCGAAUGCACAACACACUGUUUCUUCCCUCCAUAGAUCAUCUACUUCCUGGAAAUGAGGUCCAAGGACCAAAAUCAAGGGUGCAGCAUGAAUAUAUGUAUAUUUUUAGAUCUAAGAGUGUAUUGACUGAAGACAAUGAUUGGAUCAAACUGUCUAGUAUAUCCCACAAGGGUAAGUUGCCCCUUAACACUCACUACCUGUGAUUAGACAUACUGAAUUAGUCACUUUAUAAAUAUCACAAGAUGUUCAGCAUGAAAUUGAUAAUAGCCCAGUAUUUGCUAAAUUAACUUAUUUCUAUGACUUAAGUUAAUUCAGUAUAUUUAAUGUAUUUCUUUUCUCCAGCCCCAAACAUCCAAGUGUAUUGAAAUAUUCUUGGGUCGAUACCUUUAUGGAUAGAGUUUUGCUAUUUGAGUAAUGGGAGUAAUUUCACAAACAGAAAAGGUACUAUGCAUAGAUUUUGGAAUUUGGAUGUUUGAUUUCCUACUUUGCUUCUCGCCCUUGUCAGGUUGAUUUUUCACUUUCACAAAUUGUCACAUGCAGCUGGUGGGAGGCAUUCAGCUCGUGCCAGACAGUUUGCUUUGUGUCAGACCAAAUUCUGGCUGUUUCUCCUCACUACCAUUAGAAGUUGAUUCCUACCUACUAAUCUGGCCUUGAAUUGCUAACACUUACUCUGCAUAGGUUGUGGAAUUAAAGGUGUGAGGCAAACAAGUCUAAUUCUUGUCAAUAAACCACUCGUGAUAGGGUGUGAAUUAAGUGUUGCAGUUACUAGUAACAUUUAGUAUCAAUGAAGCAUUUCCAGUUCAUUGUUAUGCUUGAUACAGUUCAAUAACUUUCCACUGUCAGCUAUAAUUAAUGGAUGGCAAGUCUAAAAUGCUCGUGGUAGCACAGAAGUACAGAUCUUUAGAACAGCAAUAAAGAUAUUUGGCUUUCAAAUGUUUGCUGUGGAGAGGUGACUUAAGAGGCAGGUACCUACCUGAUAGGUGAUGGGAAAUUGGAACCCACUGGCUUUUGUUUCAGUCUCCAAGCUUCAACAAUGGACAACUUUCCUGCCCUAUCUCCUAAUAAGAGAAUACUGAGGCUAAGUUAUUUUCAAAGUACUAAAAUUACUAAGUAAAAUUAUACCUUACAAACCUUACAAACACCAAUUUGCAUAGCUCAGACCAGGCCUGAUUGCAUCAGCAAGUCAACAAUAUCUGUGAAGUAUUGUAAAAUCAAUAAUGUUGUUGAUACAUUAAUUAAUAUACCUGAAUUACAACUGAAUUAGAAUAUAAUCAGAAUUCAACACAUAAAAUCUCAUUCCAUUUUAAAAUAAAAAUACGGUCAUCUCUCAUUCCUAACACCUUUUUGAGCUUUCAAAUCAUCAGUUUGAUUUAGCAAAACUGGUUGGAUCAUGAUUGGUCACAGAAGAAAAGAUACAUUGUUUGCGUUCAGUAUUUGCCUUUUUCCUGGAAUAAUCAAACCUCAGAAUGAGAAAGAAAUGUUGUUGCAUGUUGUUCCUUUAUGAACCUGUUGUACAUAUGAAUGUAUUUUUCAGCCUUGUAUUCAUUUGUUCAGUUACAUAGAAAUGUAAACACAGUGAGGGAAACUGUUUAUAAGAUUCCAGGUAUACUUCCCAUGGUUUUUGAGCACUGAUAGUACACUGUUCAAUCAAACUGACAAUUUUGUUAUUGAUUAUAAUCAAACUUGAUUCUGCAAAGGAUAGUUACGAGAAGGAGAAUGGAUGCAGAUUUAUUGGUUUGGUUUUUAAUACUAAAUUGAGACUUCUGAGAUCCAGUUCAAUUUUAAAAUUCAAUGAAAAAUGGAGACAAAGGCUUUUUUACUGAAAAUAUAUGCUCUAGAAUUGUGCCUGACUUAUUUUAGCUGAUUUUUGAUUUUAUGUAAUGGGCGCAAUCUUUUAGGGGUCUAAGCAACAUGAGCUAUGCAGAGAUUUAUAGCAGAAUCAAACAAUGAAUGCGGUGAGGCCCGAUAUAAAGAUCAUCUAGCACCACCUGUUAGGCUUUUCACAAGCGGCCAGGUGAGAUUCCCACUAGAUUCCAAUUGAUGGUCAUUAUUGCUUGUUAAACACCUUUAUUAAAGACCUGAAACACCUCAUUAAUAUGCACACUCCCACCUUGACAAACUCACCAAAUAGGCCAGAUGUUGGAAAAACUUGACAAGGAAACUAGAGUUGGCACCUGGUAGAUUUGGCUCACUGCUUGCUCUGAUUUGGAUGACACCAAGCACCAACAUCCCAAAGCAUCUCCACGGCCACCAGUAAAACAUAUACAUGCACAUGAACACAUAUAUACACACCACAUCCAUGGACUUUGACAUUCAACAUGUGUCAAUCUGUAAGUACUCUCACUAAUGUACUUAUAAAAUGGUCCUGCAUUUCAAUGCUGCACCUCAAGCUGCACCAGCAGCUAUCAUUGUAAUGUUGCUGCAAGGACACUGUGCUCAGAGACACACAGCCAGAUCAUGGAAUGGAUUAGGCUGCAACUAUGGGCUCUUCACAUGAUAUUAGAGAGCAUGCUCACUGCAUCCAUUCUUAGUACUGCCUUGAUGUGUUGUUUUGCACUUUGCCAAUCAGUCAUACUAGUCUCAUAAUACUGCAGACUUGCCUUGCCAUUUAGCAUAACCACAAAGCCAGGAAGCUUGCCAUAGUCGACAGCAGGUCUCAAUCAAGUCAAGGGGGAUAGUCUUCAGUCAGGGGAUCUUGACACAGUAAGUCAAGGGCAGUCUCCGUACCAGUUCAGGCCCUGCUCAGGACAGUCAGUGUCGGAUCUUCACUUCAUUAAAGGCAAGGAGCUGAAUGACAGGAUCUUGACUCUUGCUGCCUAUUGUAGGCUGUCUUCCUCUUGUAAUGAGAAAGGGCCAAGUAUUGCAGGCAGUGAAAGUGGGUGGCAAAGACAUUACUAUUUAUGCAAAACAAUUGAAUAGUCAGCGCAGAGGACAUGCAUAGUUAGUGCUAUCAGGGGUUGGCUUGUGUGAGAACAAGUGCAGAAAAUGUUGCAGGUAAUAAUGAGAGUCAUAGAGCAUGUGACUUAAUGGAAAGGGGGUAGAGUAGCGCAGACACAUUGAGACAGAUUGAGUAUGAGGAAUCGGAGAAAAGAUGGUGGAACCAAUCCUGUGCAGUGGAGAACAACAUUGAUAUUCUUCUUACAUUGCUGGGCAUUCCUCCUGAUGGCUGAGAGUGCGCCAACUGGGUGGAAACCUCAGAUCAAGUUGGCAUGUUCUGGUGUCAUGGCCUUCAUUGCUACUCUUGGAGAAGGAGGGAGAUUUACAUUUGCACUCCAUCCAGCAGAGCCUCCGGGACUUUGCCUACAAAAUGGGUCAUCAAUGUUGCCCACCUGUCGGGUCCACGUAAAAGUCAGCAACUUUACAGGACAGCUUCAGACUGACAGUGCUUGUCUGGGCACACAUUGGCCUUUUAAAUAUGGUGCAGCUGAAAGGGAUGCUGGUGAAUUCUGGGAUAUCAGAUAAGUGUCAACCUGUUGUGGGAAUGGCCUGUGGUAAGAUGUGUUGUGAAUCAGACAGGAGAGACACCACAGGAAUAUGGUAGAUAAUGAGGCAGAUUUGAUAAGAUAAAGCAAAAUAACUCGCAAAGCCUCAUGAUGACAGACAUUCCAAAAAAACUCAAUAUAAUGUGGACUUUAUCAAAAAAAAUAAGAUUCAGUCUAUUGUCUUCAUCGAAAUUUGUUAUCUUGCAUGCAACCCAUGUUUAUUGCUUCAAUUGCAGAAAUAAGUUCUUUAAGUAUCAAACCCGUUUUGCUGUCCAGUAAAAAAAUUACAGUCCAAGCUUUGCCAUGUUUUUCACCAUGUUAUCUUUGUUUUGAUAGCAAAAAUAAAAGCUUAGCUGCUUAAGCCAUUAA
Molecule: messenger RNA, 6908 nt
Organism: Chiloscyllium plagiosum (whitespotted bambooshark)
Lineage: Eukaryota; Metazoa; Chordata; Chondrichthyes; Orectolobiformes; Hemiscylliidae
Gene: arhgap15
Product: Rho GTPase activating protein 15
Biological process (GO): regulation of GTPase activity; signal transduction
Cellular component (GO): cytoplasm
Molecular function (GO): protein binding
Source: RefSeq, a predicted model, not a curated record